This is a messenger RNA of Penicilliopsis zonata CBS 506.65, 1436 nucleotides long. RefSeq lists its product as hypothetical. NCBI's taxonomy places the organism in Eukaryota, Fungi, Ascomycota, Eurotiomycetes, Eurotiales, Aspergillaceae. Bases 73 to 1278 code for a protein of 401 amino acids. Gene Ontology annotation, molecular function: O-methyltransferase activity. The transcript has 5 exons. The record is from RefSeq and is a predicted model, not a curated record.
AUAAAGCUGAGCGUCAAGGACGAGAAAGACCUGAAUUAUAUUUAUUCUUUUCUAGAUAAAACAUAUUAUAAAAUGGACUCUUCGAGUGUGCGAGACAUCCUGGACAAGACAAGGGCCUUGGUUGAGGAACAUCUUUCAACUGGUAGUCUCUCAAGCCGCAUUCAAGCCCAAGAUCAGGUGCAAAAGUUAGUAUGGGCUCUAGAGCAGCCUCGAGAUGCGAUUAUGAAAUUGGCCUAUGGCCCGGCUGUCACUAUGGCGCUCAAGAUAGCCCUUGAUCUGAACAUAUUUUCCGUGUUAGCGCCAGCUACAUCGCCAGUGCCCUUGGCCGAGCUUGCAGCCGCAAAGCAGGCAGAUCCUCUGCUGGUUGAGCGAGUCUUGCGAGUCUUGGUCGCCAAGGGGAUUGUCAAUGAACCUGCCCCUGCUGAAUAUCUACCCACCGCUGUGGCGAAAGAGUUGACCCAGCGACCGUCGAUUGGAGUAUUGGAAUCCCUAUUCUGUGAAUUCAUACCUCUUUUCCGCCAGACACCGGAAUUCCUCAAGUUGACAAAGUACAGAAAUCCGGAAGAUCCACUAGCUACUGCAUUACAGUAUACGUACAACUUCAACAAUAUGGACGGCUUUACUUGGUUGUGUGGGAACCCGGAUGCUCUACGUCGUUUCAACGGUUUCAUGGAAGGACAAAGGACGGAUCGUCCUCACUGGGCUGACUGGUUCCCUGUUCGUGAGCGAGUUCUGGACCAUCCGGACUUGGGCCCGGAAACACCAUUGAUUGUUGACAUUGGAGCGAACCGAGGCCAUGAUUUGAUCGGUUUCAGACAGAGAUUCCCGGAUGUUCCGGGCAAAUUGAUGCUGGAAGAUCUUCCAAAAGUGAUCGAUGAAGUUCGGGAUGCACAGGACCUUGAAGCCGCAAAGGUGGAGACUCAAGUAUUUGACUUUUUCAAUGAGAUCCAGCCCAUUCAUGGGGCCAGAGUAUAUUAUUUCAAGCAUAUUCUUCAUGAUUGGUCCGACGAAAAGGCAAGCAUUAUAAUCAAGAACCUCAAGCCUGCCAUGAGGCCCGGAUUCUCAAAGAUCAUCAUGGAGGAGUACAUACUUGCAGAUCAGAACGCUGCCUUACUUUCUUGCGUGACUGACAUGGCUGUUAUGGCGUUUUGCUCAGGCCUGGAGCGGACACGCCGGCGCUGGGAUACCCUACUGACAGAAAAUGGCCUAAGGGUGAUAAAGUACUGGGUACCAGAGGGAGAUGGGCUUGGGAUCAUUGAAGCUGAACUUGCAGAGUAGGAUCGAGAAAAUCCUAUCAACCCGUUAAAAGAUGAAUAUGUUCAACACUAGGAGGAAAUCUAAGAAGAGGCUUUAACAGCUAGAAUGAGAAGUGUUUAGUCUAUAUGGAGUCACAAUUCCAUUAAUCUAUCUCGAAAAUGUUAGAAGGCUUUGCCAGU